Brugia malayi is the source of this 1614-nucleotide messenger RNA. RefSeq lists its product as uncharacterized. Gene Ontology annotation, molecular function: protein binding. Gene Ontology annotation, cellular component: SCF ubiquitin ligase complex. The record is from RefSeq and is a predicted model, not a curated record. The transcript has 12 exons. Lineage: Eukaryota; Metazoa; Nematoda; Chromadorea; Rhabditida; Onchocercidae. The coding region runs from base 1 to 1614 and encodes 537 amino acids. Gene Ontology annotation, biological process: SCF-dependent proteasomal ubiquitin-dependent protein catabolic process.
AUGGAUGCAUUCACAGAAUCGCCAGGGCAAUAUCGGCCACUGUCGCGUAAAUACGACAGAAUUGACAGAAGAUAUAAAUUUUUCAAAGCGAAAAGUGCUGCCUGCUUACAGAUGCAUUAUCCACUGCUGAAAGAUGAAAUGGGAAGACACAUUUGUCAAGUAGUCUCUUUUCACCGCCAGAUUUCAAAAGGAAGAAAAAAAGAAUAUCUUCAAAAUUUUGGAAACGAGCAGGGAGUACUUACUACAAUAAACGAUUUGCCGGAUGAUAUACUGCUGAUGAUAUUUGGUUACUGUCAUCCGAUCGAUUUGAUUAAUUGUUUUUCCUUGGUAUCUCGCCGUUGGAAUAAUUUAGCAAAUAGCUCUACUCUCUUGAACGAAGUUAGAGUUCUGGUUACCUACCGUACACUGGCAUACAAAAGUGUCAAAGAAUUUUUUGCUAAGAAUUCUCACCAUCUUCGCAAACUCUGCAUCGAUUGUACAGUGGUAUUGCCAUCCACUCAAGUUAGCAACUUAUUCGAUAUAUACAUGCCCAACGUCACCCAUCUCGAUAUCAGUUCUUUUGACGAAAUGAAUGCAGCAUUGCUGAAGAAAUUAUCUGAUUGUUUUCCCAAUCUUGAUACGUUACAUAUGGAAGGUGUCAAGCGUUGUUCCUCUCGUGUUCAGUGUUCAGGAGAGUGGAAUGAAAUGUUGAGGCUGUUAUUUGAGAAUGAGAAUACCUUCCCGAAAAUCGAAAAUUUUUUUAUUGGUGAUAUGAAUGAAUAUUGGGAUGGGGCUGACAUGAAACUAUUGUCUUGGAAACGACAACUGAAAGUAUUGCAUAUUGAAAAUGGGGCAGCCAAAAUUAACUUCUAUGGGAUCAGGAUUUCUCCAUGGCGAUUAACACUUACCGAACUUUAUCUUGGGUAUUUCAUUACAAAUCACGAUUUUCGCUACAUUGGUCUUUUGCAUAAUUUGAAACUUUUGUCUUUGGAUAUGUGUCUUUACACCGAUGAUGAGGAUAUUUUGCAUUUGAAGAAUUUAUGCAAUCUGGAGGAGUUUCGUUUAGCGUGUGGUGAUCAAUACUGUAACCUUACUACAGAAGGAAUGAUUAAUUUAUUUACUUUACCAGAUAAAGAACCGGAAAAAUCAUUCCCGUAUAGACUUAGAAAUUUAGCUCUUACCGAAUUCCAGAUGUGCAGUGCGGAACUUGUAAAGGUCAUUGCUAAAAAUUGCCCAAAACUGCGAACGCUCAAUUUGCAACGCAAUGAGUUUAUGGGCAACAAUAUCGUUCAGUUCGUUACCAAAAAUUUCAAUGAUCUGGUCUUGCUAGAUUUAAGUAAAAUCGGUAAUUCCUAUGAAAAUAAAGCUUGGGACAAUCUGUGUGAUGAAAAUUUGCCGAAAUUACGAUUCCUGAGACUUCAUGACAAUAAGCGUCUGAACCUGAAACGCCCUAAACUGAUGAUUACAGUUAGAAUGAAUCACUUUAUUAAUUGGACAGAAACAGAAAGUGGUUGCGUUUUUCAUGACACAUACGAUGGCGAUAUCAACGCGGUUGUGAAUGAUUUAUCUCAAAUAGAUGGGUUCGGUUGUUGUGGCACAGUAAUUCAUUUUCCAUCAGCAUUCAUUUCGGCUUGA